Molecule: messenger RNA, 282 nt
Organism: Lactuca saligna
Lineage: Eukaryota; Viridiplantae; Streptophyta; Magnoliopsida; Asterales; Asteraceae
Source: the annotation of a GenBank genome assembly
AUGAGACUAACUGUUGGAAUGGAUCAAUCUGAUAUACGAAAAGUAAGAGAUUUUGCAAAUUGGCUAUUUAAAAUAGGAGAAGGCAAACUUGGUGGCCCGAAUGAUGGUGAAAUGAUUAUCGAUAUUCCUGAUGAUAUUCUCAUUAAUGAUUCACAUGAUCCUAUAGAUAGACUACCCAUAUUUCUGCUAAUUGCUUCUUCCAUUGUGCAAGAGACUUCUAUCACUACCUUGUCUGCUCUUCUUCGAUGCCUUCUUACACUUAUCUGGUGUUGUUUUCAAUGA